Molecule: messenger RNA, 4025 nt
Organism: Syngnathoides biaculeatus (alligator pipefish)
Lineage: Eukaryota; Metazoa; Chordata; Actinopteri; Syngnathiformes; Syngnathidae
Gene: ikzf2
Product: IKAROS family zinc finger 2
Exons: 8
Coding region: 402-1940 (512 amino acids)
Biological process (GO): regulation of transcription by RNA polymerase II
Molecular function (GO): RNA polymerase II cis-regulatory region sequence-specific DNA binding; DNA-binding transcription factor activity
Source: RefSeq, a predicted model, not a curated record
UGCGGUGCAGUUUACGAACACAAUUAGCCUUCAUGGUUACAAAUCAAAGGUCCGUAAAGAAACCGUUGGCCAAGAAGAUCCAGACUGAGUCUGCAGUACGUGGUCCAUUUCUCACUGAGAAAUUUCGACGUACCCACACCGCAUCGCUGUAGCUCCACAAGUGGCACUUGUCACUCUGCAGCAGCUCUCUGCGGGAGAUGGAGAAGGAAAGGCGGCGGUGGAUCUUAUAGCAGCCCGUUACUGUUGCUGCGGGAGCUUCGGAACCGACCCGGACCUUCUAUCUCCCUCUGCUUGCUCCAACAAUGAAGUGUUAUCCGGACCUCGAUAUUCACUCUGGCUCGCCGUGCACCUCAAUGGGAUAGUAUACCGUAUGCUUCAGCCACAUCACCACAGCGCUGGAAAUGGAGGCACCCAAUGGCUACCCUGCAAGUAACGGCCAAUGUUCUCCAGGUAAGGAGAAGUCAAGAAUGACACCAUCUAAUGGACAAAAUGAGCUUUAUGGCCAUAUUUCUCCAAGCGAACUGAGCGAUAAACAGAUAAAGCAAGAAGACGCAAGUGAGGAUGCUGACAACAGGAGUCCAGCGUGUGAGGCUCAAACAGGAGAAGAAAGGACAUCUGUGGGGGAAUCAAUUGCCGGCAGCCCAACUAAUGGACAGGAUGGGUUAUCUGGACAAAAAAUGGCCAUGGAUGCCACCAGUCGACACCCAAACGGUGACCGGCCCUUCCAGUGCAACCAGUGUGGUGUCUCAUUCACGCAGAAGGGAAAUCUGCUGCGACACAUUAAGUUGCACACAGGUGAAAAACCCUUCAAGUGCCCGUUUUGCAGCUACGCCUGCCGCCGCCGCGAUGCUCUAACGGGUCAUUUGCGCACUCAUGCUGUUGGCAAACCACACAAGUGUAACUACUGUGGGCGGAGCUACAAACAGCGUAGUUCCCUCGAAGAGCACAAAGAACGCUGCCACAGUUACCUGCAGAGCAUUGGUCUGGACCCAACUCCCAGCACGGGCUCUUAUGGAGGUGAGGUUGCUAAAGAGCCAAGGCCUAUGACUACAUUUGAGCGGCCGCUCGUGAUUGAAAGAAUGCACAAUAAUGUUGGGAAAAGGAAGAGCAGCACACCACAGAAAUUUGUGGGUGGAAAGAUGGUGCGCUACAGUUACCCCGAAAUGGGAUAUGAGAUGGGCCUCAAGUUUGAGAAGCAGGCUGAACUGUUGUCAGCUCACAUGAUGGACCAAUCUUUGGGUAAUGCCAUGACAUACUUGGGAUCAGACACAAUUCGGCCCAUUCUCCAGCACACGGGGCACCCCCUCUCCAUGACUGAGGUUGUGCCCAUGGUCAACCCACUCUACCAUCACAUUCUGCCUCUAGAUCAGAGAGUUGAGCGCACAGGGAAUAUUGACUCAGCUCCACCUCAACGCCCAUUACCCUCUGAUUUCCCCAGCCACAACAACUCCAAUGGGCCCACUUCUUUGACUCGGGAUGGUAAGCCAACUCAGUCGAGACAUGAAGAGUCACCAAGCAACAGUGGAGAAGACUCACCUGAGUCGGCUCGCAGCAGCCCUCAGGAACGACAUGCUAACUCUAGUAGCAAUGUCCCGUCCAGUCUCAGGUCACGCUCAAGUCCUACCGUUUAUUCAGGUGAUCAUGUGAAAGAUGUGUUACCAAGAAUUGGGUCAGGAACUGGGAGUGGGGUAUUGCGAGAAUCUUUAGAGAGGCCCGCAGUCCAGGAAGGGGUGCGAGUGUUUGGACGAGAAGGCCGAGAGUUACGGGCCUUCCAGUGCGACCAUUGCCAAGUGCUGUUCCUGGACCAUGUCAUGUACACCAUCCACAUGGGUUGCCAUGGAUACAGGGAUCCGAUGGAAUGUAACAUCUGUGGUCACCACAGCAAAGACCGUUAUGAGUUCUCCUCCCACAUCGUCCGCGGUGAACAUACAUUUCGGUGAAAGGAUGGAUUCAUAUUUAAAGACAAGUAAGGGGAAGACUUUAUUUCUCCCGAUUUAACCUUUAAUGGCGCUGCAGUCUCAUGUAGCACCGGUACAGACUUUACAGCUACAAAAGUGAAUCUGAACAGCUGAACAACCAUAUGAAGGCUUUACAGCAGUGUAUGCUGCUGUAAACAUGACCAAAUUGCUUGUAUUGAAACCAUUUUAAAAGCUUGCUAAAACAGACCUCAAGGAUUACUUCAACCAAAACUACUUUCUUCAGCAACGCACAAUGUGACCUGUGUAGUGUUUGUCACCAAGUCAUUUUCUUUAGCCUCAUAAUUCUCACUGUGCACAAACAACGAAGGAGCAUGAGGACCACACUGUAAAGAAAAUAUUACAAGAAUACAGUUCAAUAAUUGUAAGAAUAAAUUUGGAAUUAGGAGAAUAAAGUUAAGCGGUUAUGUUUUGGCACAUCAUUAUCUUCAGUAAGUAAUGCAAGUCACAGCGCAAACCUUUGUUCUAGAAAGAGCAACACUCACUAUUUUAUCGAGAUUUUUUUUAACAUUAAUCAGUAGUGCUUUACUUACCAAAUAGUAAAAUAAUAUUACGAGACGAAGUUGCAGUGUAUGGCAGGUUUCGAGAGAGAGAUAGUGUUUUUUGCGUAUACAUUUGUGAGAAUUUUGACAUUCGCAUUACAACACAACUUUAAUUUUUUUUCCCCCAGUAAUAUUACGACUUAAAUUUUGUAACCUAACUUUUUUUCUGGUUAUUUCUUUUUCCCUUCCAAUGUGGCCCUAAUUGUCUUUUCUCACCAAGAACAAAAGUGUGCUGAAAAUUGUAGUUUGGUCACCUAAUGCUGCUCAGGGUCCAUUUGGACUUGAUUGCUUGUGGAAAUAUUGCUUCUCAUUGUGUUAUGCAUUUACAGGUAUAUUCACGCUUGUGCCAUCAUAUUUAGCUUAGCUUUGUGACAGUAUUUAUUUUGUUAGCGUUAUUUCCAAGGUUCAAUUUUCCAACAUUAAUAUAUGGUUUACAUUUUAAUCACAGUGAAAUAUUGAGGGAAUGACCAUUCCCUCUGCAUAUUUCCACCACUUAAAAUCAUCAAACGAAAUGUAGCUCUCCCCCAGUAAAUACAAAAUGCAGUAAUUGAAUGAUAAUUUCAUUUGCUAAAGCUGCUGAAAACAAGUGUGCUUCAGCUAGAGGUCAUGAAGUGGUUGUCGAACAUUCUCCUUUAGCAUUUUUUAGUGUACAGCAGAUUUCAUGGUUCCAUCAGUGACAAUAAAUCGUCCAGGCAGUGAAUGCGAAAAGCAGCUCCAGGCCAUUCGCUAUAUUUGACUCUUGCUGUGUUCUUUUUAAAAAAUGCCAGAUGUAACAAGAAACAUGACUUUCAAAAAUACCAACUUUGAUCUUGUCAGUGUCCAAAGGUUUGGGGGAUUAUUCAGAUAUUUAUUUGAAAAUGUAAGAUGAGCCUUUGGGUUCUUUUUGUUCAGCAGGGGUUUUCGCUCUGGAAGUCUGUCAUGAAAUCUGUUUCUUCCCAGUCACUUCCUUAUUGUUGAGUCAUGAACACUGACCUUAAUCAGGCAAGGCACACCUGCAGUUCUCGAGACGUUGUCCUGGGUUUCAAUGUGAUCUCCUGGAUGUCUCAUCGGUGUUCUUGAGGUACUUUUGGUAGGUCGGCGACUUCUUAGGAUUGGAAACCUUUUACCUUUUAGUGUUUUGUCCAUUUGUGGACAGUUGCUCUCAUUGUGAUGUGUUGGAGCCCUAAAGCUUUAGCUUUAGAAAUGUCUUUGAAGCCCUUUACAGAAUUCGGAAAGUGUCACUUAUGAUAUGUUGCCAAACUGUUGUUGAAGUUCUUUGCAUCGUACAAUUUUGUUACAGCUUUUUGAGAUAUCUUGGCAAGCUUCACUUUAUCAGACAGGCUCUAUUUAAGGGAUUGAUGUAACAUUUCUGGUAGUAACCAUGCUUGGGUAUGGUCAGCGAAAUUGACCCCAGUUGUCACAAAAAUGAGACAGUUAACAAUUACAAACAUUAGACCAUUAACAGUUUCACCUAUGUCGAACUACUUUGUAGGUUUGGAUAGCUCCCCCUCCCGUGAAACAUUAAAUU